Paramecium tetraurelia is the source of this 837-nucleotide messenger RNA. RefSeq lists its product as uncharacterized. NCBI's taxonomy places the organism in Eukaryota, Ciliophora, Oligohymenophorea, Peniculida, Parameciidae. The transcript has 3 exons. The record is from RefSeq and is a predicted model, not a curated record.
AUGUAAAUAACACCUAAAGCUAUAACAGCACUUUCUAAAUUAUUGUCUUAGAAUUCCUCAAAUAAUAAAUAAAGUUAAAAUGAUUCAAAGCCCAAAUCGAAUCAGAAUAGUAAGAAUUGUAGAUCGAUUAAUAAAAAUGAAUUCAAAAAUUUCAUCUCUAAACCAUCUUUAUCAAACGAACCCAAUUACAGUGUUAAAAAUGAAUUGAUAUCCGUGCUCAACAGUAGCAAAGAGAAAUCAAUCAAAUCAACUUUAAAACCUCAUCAUAGUCUAAAUUAUCUUUUAUUGUCAUAAUAACAACUAUCUGCGAGAAAUAGUUUUCAAAAAAAGAGACCUCCUUAAAUUAAUGUUGAAGAAAGCACCGACAUUUAGAAGCAUCCUUAGAGUGCAAAGAAUGUCAAUUAAAUGAGUCCUUUGCAUUAUUGUCCUAAUUAGAAAUCGCAAUAAUCUUAAAAAUCAAUCAAAUAUCCUAAAGGUAUGAAUGUGUUUAGCUCAUUAAAUGAAAUAUUAGGGCAAUAUGUGCAAAAGAGGAAUUAUUAAAAAUAGGCUGGAACUGGAGAAGGUACAAAGUUAGUUGUAUGCAGAUCAGCAAGAAACCAAGAAUAAAAAUAAGAAAAACAAAUAUAUCUAUCUGAAAAUAAAUAAUAACAAUCUCAUUCAUAAUAUUUUGAUUCAUAAUAAUUGAACAAAUUAUAUUUGUAUGCAGCUCAAAUUUUGAAGGCAUACUAAACCAAAGAAAUGAUUUGGAAACAAUAAAAAAAAAGUUUGAGAAGUGAAAUUGUAUUUCUAAAAUAAUUACUAUAACAAUAAUAAGAAUAGUAAUAAAAUCAUGAGUGA